Thalassophryne amazonica is the source of this 2725-nucleotide messenger RNA. RefSeq names its product procollagen-lysine, 2-oxoglutarate 5-dioxygenase 2 (gene plod2). The coding region runs from base 292 to 2556 and encodes 754 amino acids. The transcript has 20 exons. Lineage: Eukaryota; Metazoa; Chordata; Actinopteri; Batrachoidiformes; Batrachoididae. The record is from RefSeq and is a predicted model, not a curated record. Gene Ontology annotation, biological process: peptidyl-lysine hydroxylation. Gene Ontology annotation, molecular function: L-ascorbic acid binding; procollagen-lysine 5-dioxygenase activity; iron ion binding. Gene Ontology annotation, cellular component: endoplasmic reticulum.
CUUUCACUCAGAACGCUCCUGUGUCAGGCCGAUAAACUGUUAUCUUUAUUUUAACUUCACUGGGAACCACGCUUUGUGCGGGCGGAACAUCAGAGAAUUUUACUCUUUAGACACUCUUCAGCGCAACUUUUGAGCCAGAAAAGUGAUAUUAAGGAUUUUCCCUCCCUUAAUUGUUUAACUAUCGCGAGAUUUGACCACCCUCCGGGGCUGAAGCGCUGACUGUCUGACCGCCGCAGGGAGCCCGCAGCCCGGUCACUGCUCUGGAAUCCGCCCGGGAGCUCCACACCGGCCAUGGAGUACCUCAAGUUUUGUUUUAUACUUUCAUGCUGGUUGAAGUUUGCCAGUUCACUUUUCUCUUUUGAAAGCCGUCCACCUCCUAUUCUUAAAGAAAAAUUGCUUGUUUUAACUGUCGCAACGGAGGAAACGGACGGCUUCCUGCGCUUUAUGCAGUCUGCAAACUAUUUCAAUUACACUGUGAAGGUGUUAGGGAUGGGGACGUCAUGGAAGGGUGGUGAUGUGGGACACUCUAUUGGUGGAGGUCAAAAAGUCAAACUACUGAAGGAGGCCCUGGAAGGUUUGGCUGACCAGGAUGACCUUGUUGUCCUGUCUGUGGAUAGCUAUGAUCUUAUCUUUGCUGGAGGACCAGAAGAGAUACUCAGGAAGUUCCAACAAGCCAAUCACAAAGUGGUUUUUGCAGCAGAAGGACUGAUAUGGCCCGAUAAGCGACUAGCUGAAAAGUACCCCUCUGUUCGCAGUGGCAAGCGCUACCUCAACUCUGGUGGAAUAAUCGGCUACGCCCCAUACAUAAACAGAACUGUUUCACUCUGGAACCUCCAUGACAAUGAUGACGAUCAGCUCUUCUACACCAAAAUAUACCUGGACCCAUUACAAAGAGAAAACCUCAAUAUGACGCUGGACCACAAAUGUCAGAUUUUCCAGAACCUGAAUGGUGCAGUUGAUGAAGUGCUUCUCAAGUUUGGGACAAACCAAGUCCGAGUGAGAAACACAAUGUAUGACUCUCUGCCAGUGGUCAUCCAUGGCAACAGAAACACAAAAAUAUACUUGAACUACUUGGCCAAUUAUGUCCCCAAUGCCUGGAGCUAUGAACGGGGCUGUGGCCAUUGCGAUGAGAAUCUCUUGGAUUUCUCCCAGUUAAAAGAAUAUCCAAAUGUGUUUGUUGGAGUGUUCAUUGAGCAGCCGACUCCAUUUGUUCCAGAGUUCUUCCAGCGACUGCUCGCCUUGGAUUAUCCCAAAGAUAAACUUAAAAUCUUUGUACACAACAGUGAGGUUUACCACGAGAAACACAUCCAGACGUUCUGGGAGGAGAACAGGAAUGUGUUCAGCAGCUUCAAGGUUAUUGGACCAGAGGAAAUAUUAAGCCAAGGAGAGGCCAGGAACAUGGGCAUGGAUCUAUGCCGUCAAGAUUCUGCAUGUGACUACUAUCUCAGCAUAGACGCAGACGUGAUGCUCACCAACCGACAGACACUCAAGAUCCUUAUUGAGCAGAACAGAAAACUAAUUGGUCCUCUUGUCACUCGCCAUGGCAAGCUGUGGUCCAACUUCUGGGGAUCCUUAAGCCUGGAUGGUUAUUACGCCCGUUCAGAAGAUUAUGUCGACAUUGUGCAAAGAAAACGUGUAGGUGUCUGGAACAUUCCUUUCAUGGCUCAUAUAUACCUUGUCAAGGGCAGCACCUUGAGGCAUGAAAUGAAAGAGAGAAACUACUUUGUUCUGGAGAAACUGGACCCUGAUAUGUCUUUGUGUAGGAAUGCCAGAGAAUUGACCAGUCACAGAGAAAAAGACUCCCCUUCUCCGGAAUCAUUCCAUAUGCUCAGGCCCCCAAAGGGAGUCUUCAUGUACAUAACAAACCUGCAUGAAUUUGGGAGGCUAAUUUCCACAGCCAAUUAUAACAUUUCUCAUUAUAACAGUGACUUGUGGCAGAUAUUUGAGAACCCUGUGGACUGGAAGGAGAAGUAUAUCCACCAGAACUACACUCACAUUUUCACAGAGAACUACUUAGAGGAGCCUUGUCCAGAUGUAUUCUGGUUCCCGGUGUUCACAGAGAAGGCCUGUGAUGAAAUCGUUGAGGAGAUGGAGCACUAUGGUUCUUGGUCUGGAGGCAAACACGAGGACAGCCGUAUCGCCGGUGGCUAUGAGACUGUACCCACAGAUGACAUUCACAUGAAACAAAUUGGCUUUGAUAAAGAGUGGCUGCACUUCAUCCGAGAGUUCAUAUCGCCUGUCACUUUAAAAGUUUUCUCUGGCUACUACACCAAGGGUUACGCUAUAAUGAACUUUGUAGUCAAAUACACACCUGACAGACAAGCCUACCUGAAGCCCCACCACGACUCCUCCACCUUCACCAUCAACAUUGCCCUCAAUAACAAAGAAACAGACUUUCAGGGGGGAGGAUGCCGUUUCCACAGAUAUAACUGUUCUAUCGAAUCACCAAGAAAAGGCUGGAGCUUCAUGCACCCAGGGCGACUGACUCAUCUCCACGAAGGCCUGCCCACUACCAAUGGCACCCGCUACAUAGCAGUGUCCUUUAUUGACCCUUGAUCGAUUUGACUUUAGCCUUCUGACCAAGAUGUCCUUCUUUCUCAUUUCAUUUCGUCAUUCGAUGUUUUGUGCCUUUUCUUUUACAUUUUUUUAAAGCAAUUGAUAAUUGCAUUAUAAAGCUCUCUGUUAAACAGAGUGAAACGUGACAAAAGUAAUUCAUACUUUCUAG